AUGGCUUCGAGCUCUAUACUUGGAGCUAGGGUGGAGAGUGAGGAUGAAGUUGGAGAACAACAGGCGGCAGAGAAACAGCAGUGCGAUUGCAGCUCGUGUGGUGAUGAACUCGAAGACGAUUCAUAUUGCUGUUCGACAAUCGGGGUUGCGAAGGAACUGACCGAAAGAGAGUCAGUCAACUGCAUUACAGACAUUCAUAGAUUCAAAGCGUCAAUUUGCGACGAGUCUGUUUUAGAACUCAUCGCAUAUUCUGUGAAUCGGAAGGAGUUCCCGGAAAAGGAUGAUGUUGAGAAAAGGAACAGGCUAUACCGUUUCGCUGCUUACAGAACAUUCUUUGGGAUACUGGAGCUGAACGGACUGGGUAAAGGACGGCGCUUCAGACUACCACAGUGUGUGGUGAGAGUUAUCCGCAGAAUGUACCCCAGCAAGUCAGGCAAAUAUGUCGGAUUUAAAUCACUAAACGAACAAGUUUCGGAAAAGCUAAACAUAUAUUAA
Bolinopsis microptera is the source of this 495-nucleotide messenger RNA. RefSeq lists its product as uncharacterized. The coding region runs from base 1 to 495 and encodes 164 amino acids. Lineage: Eukaryota; Metazoa; Ctenophora; Tentaculata; Lobata; Bolinopsidae. The record is from RefSeq and is a predicted model, not a curated record. The transcript has 2 exons.